GCUGAGAAACCCAUCUACACUGAUGAGAUGUUCCAUCGAAGGUUUAGGAUGAAUUGUCCUUUAUUUCUCCGAAUUGUUGAAGCACUAGGAAAGUGGGAUGAUUAUUUUACUACUAAGUACGAUGCCAUGGGAACAGAGGGACUGUCACCCCUUCAAAAAUGUACUGCUGCCAUUCGUAUGCUAGCGUAUGGCACUCCGGCAGAUGAACUUGAUGAGAAACUGAAGAUCGCACAAAGCACAGCACUUGAGACCCUUGGUAAAUUUGCUGAAGGAAUUAUUGCGGUUUUUGGAGAAGAGUACUUAAGGCCUCCAACUCAAGAAGAAGUGGAACACCUUCUACAAAUUGGAGAAUCUUGUGGCUUUCCUGGUAUGCUCGGAAGCAUAGAUUGUGUGCAUUGGCAAUGGAAGAAUUGUCCGGUAGGGUGGAGAGGAUCCUUUACUCGUGGAGAUAAAGGGGUACCAACCAUGAUCCUAGAGGCGGUAGCAUCGCAAGAUCUAAGGAUAUGGCAUGCUUUUUUUGGAACUGCAGGAUCGAACAAUGAUAUCAACGUGUUAAAUAAGUCACCAUUGUUCAUUCAAAAAUUGAGGGGGGAAGCUCUAAGAGUUCAAUUCGAUGUAAAUGGAAAUCGCUACUACACGGGAUAUUAUCUUGGCGAUGGAAUAUAUCCCGAGUGGGCUGCGAUCAUGAAAACAAUACCAAGACCUCAAAAUGAGAAGGAUCAACAUUUUGCCGCUCGUCAAGAAAGUGUAAGAAAGUGUGUGGAGUGCGCAUUCGGCGUCCUGCAAUCCCGAUUCAAUAUCAUACAUCGUCCGGCAUGUUUGUGGAGGAGAAAAGACGUCGUGAACAUAAUGAUAUGUUGUAUUAUAUUGCACAACAUGAUUAUUGAAGAUGAAAAAGAGGAGGCCAAAAUCCAUAUCGAUUUGAGCACAAACCCGGGAGCAUCCAUCGCAUUGCCACCCGAAGUGAGCACUCAAGUUAAUCUAUGCUUUGAGGACGUGCUACGAAGAAAUUUAGAAAUUCAAGACAACUCAAAGCAUACCGCCCUCAAGAAGGAUUUGGUGGAACAUAUAUAUGAGCGAUAUGGAAAAAAGUAA
This is a messenger RNA of Panicum hallii, 1095 nucleotides long. RefSeq lists its product as uncharacterized. The record is from RefSeq and is a predicted model, not a curated record. Lineage: Eukaryota; Viridiplantae; Streptophyta; Magnoliopsida; Poales; Poaceae. The coding region runs from base 28 to 1095 and encodes 355 amino acids. The transcript has a single exon.